Messenger RNA from Nothoprocta perdicaria, 1935 nucleotides. RefSeq names its product MORN repeat containing 3 (gene MORN3). NCBI's taxonomy places the organism in Eukaryota, Metazoa, Chordata, Aves, Tinamiformes, Tinamidae. The record is from RefSeq and is a predicted model, not a curated record. The transcript is spliced from 6 exons. Bases 144 to 860 code for a protein of 238 amino acids.
CGCCAGCAGUGGCACUGCUCCGGGUUGCUGCGGCGUUUCCUGAACUUUCCCCGCUUCCGAGGCCUGAGCUCACAAUCGCGGCCCUGCAUCUGCCUCGCCAGCACCCGGUGGACUGCUUGCUCCUGCCUCCAGCCGAGAAAAAGAUGCCCCUUGUGAAAGUCCCAGCACCUGUAGAGCCUCUCUGGCACGAGUGGGACAGGAAAGCGCAGAAAAGUGGAUUAAGGCACACGGUGUACGCUGUGAACGGGGACCAGUAUACGGGCGAGUGGCAGGACAACUUGAAGCACGGCAAGGGCACGCAGCUCUGGAAACGCACCGGAGCCAUCUAUAAGGGUGACUGGAAGUUUGGGAAACGGGAUGGUUAUGGCUCGUACAGCGUCCCUGACCCUGUCACCAAGGAGUACAAGAAGGUGUACACAGGCUGGUGGAAAAACGACAAAAAAUGCGGCUACGGGACGACGUUCUACCCCGGCGGGGAGUACUACGAGGGCGAGUGGAGCGGCGGGCAGCGCAGCGGCUGGGGCCGCAUGUACUACGGGGACGGCUCCAUCUACGAGGGGCAGUGGCUGCGGGACCGGCCGUGCGGGCAGGGGAUGCUGCGCCUGCCAAAUGAAAAUCGGUAUGAAGGAGGCUGGAAAGAAGGAAAGAAGCAUGGACCAGGGAAAUUUUUCUACUUGGACACAGGACAGUUGUUUGAAGGUGUCUGGGCAGCGGAUAUACCAAAAUAUGGAACUAUGAUUGACUUUGGCAGAGAUGAAGCUCCUACCCCGACUCAGUAUCCAAUUCCUAAGAUCGAACUCGCUGAUCCAGAUGGUGUUUUAGAGGAGGCCCAAGCAAUGUUUGAUGACAGCCAGAAAUAAUAGUAACUGGAUCCUGAAGAAGAAAAAAAAGGAUGCAAGAUAAGGGCAAAACCCCGAGUUUCUCAUUUGUGGCUCAGCUCUGCACUGUGGCCUGUUGGAUUGGGGUCGGCCGCCCUCUCUUCCCUCAGGAACUCAAAUCAGGUUCUCCUGAUUUAAACUGCAUUUCUCAACACCACCUCCACCCUGCCUGUGGCUUUGCUCAGAGACCUCCUACCAACCCCAGGGAUUUCAAAAAACAGCAAAAUGCUGGAACACAGCACAGGGACCUGUUGCUCACUCCUGUAUGGGUUACUCCUCCUGUAAGGAACUAGCUCACAUGUUGGUCCCCACGUAUUUCACACUGACUGCAGUUCUCCAAGGCUCUGCUUUUAUAGCACAGAAUAGAAACCGUUGCAUUUUUCUAAGGCAAAUAAGCCCUUUUCCCUGCCAGAGUAACUCAAUGCAACAGCUACCUGGGGACUGAGAUGCCUUUCAUGUCUUUUGUAGCUGAGGAGAUCCCGUUGCCAUUAAUGCUGUCACUGAUGUAAAGCACUUUGCUCCUGCGUUACCCCUGCGCCUGGCCCCGUGCUGAGGUGCCAAACAAGCCGUGGGCGACGCUCUAAUCGGUUCAUCUGAUUUAAACUGGAUUUCUGAGUGCCCCAAGACUUGUUUACAGAUCACUUGGCCCCUUACCUGUUUGUGCUUCUGCAUCUGAAAGAUAACCUACUUUUGUAUUUGCACUCUGGGAGAACAACAACAACACAGCGGUCUUAGUUCCAAGAUUUAAGCAGGGCUGGCAGGAGGAAAAGCAGGCCAAAUACUUUACAUUCUUCAUACCUGUGCCUGUGAGCAGGACAUUUUAUCCUUAUACUCAUGAAAUGAGUAGCUGAAUGCGUUCAAGACACUCUCAGGAAUCCACAUUUACCAUUACCACAACACAAGCUGCAGAACAAUAAGGAACAUAAAGUUAAGCAGAUUUUUAGGCAUCUACGUGACAAAUAAUCAGCAACAAUUGAGUGUAUUUUUAUUCCAUUAUUUUAAGUAUUUUAUAUCUAAAUCAGUGAUGUACAAUAACCACAUUUAAAAUGCUUGAGGU